Molecule: messenger RNA, 9515 nt
Organism: Neodiprion fabricii
Lineage: Eukaryota; Metazoa; Arthropoda; Insecta; Hymenoptera; Diprionidae
Gene: Ptp10D
Product: tyrosine-protein phosphatase 10D
Exons: 20
Coding region: 572-5251 (1559 amino acids)
Biological process (GO): protein dephosphorylation
Molecular function (GO): protein binding; protein tyrosine phosphatase activity
Source: RefSeq, a predicted model, not a curated record
UGGCUGGUCGACGACUGGCGGCGAGUCGAGCCUCGUUGGCACAGAAAACAUGAAAGUGUACGCGAGUCGGACGAAAUGAAAGCGCGCUAGACGGUCGAAGGUAUAAGCCAGAGAUUUGACGGUACAAUAACAAUCGAAUUUGAAAACGCGAGGGAGCGACUGGAGUGCCAGAAAUCGAGGAGGGACCGCGACCCUGGGCGAAGGGUGCGACGUAGAGAGCCGGGAACCCGGACACGAGGAAGGGCGAGGACGGUCGGGAGCUCACUCUUUCUCGAAUUCGAAUCAAUUGGAAAUCUGUCGAAAAGGCUCCUGGACUCACGGCCCUGCCGCCCCGGAGAUGCCGUCGGAAUUAGUGCCCCGGGUUCACAGGUGUUUUGUGUCAACCGUGCAGGUGCCAAGUGCGGUUAUCAAUUGGUGAGAAUCACCUGUCGCCGCUUCCUAUCGCGACGCUUUAUUCCAGGCGGCCGCGUUUCAGUCGGGAUAGUGUGAACCAGUGCCUGCAGUGAUAACCGUCCUCUUCCAGCUACCGAUCACCCCGUUUCUUCGUCGCCGAGUAUAACAAACGGUGACAAUGAAACGACCGAUCGUUAUCUCGCGGUGGUCAGGAAUCUUUCUCGUUCUGUUAGCGGAGGUGACGUACUCGACCGAUUUGGCGAUCGAGAUACCGGGAAAUCUGAGUCAAGGGGACUCGUGGUACAGGCUCGAUUACAGUCCGGCGAUCGGUUAUCCGCCGCCGAACACGAGGAUAUCGUCGGAUGAAAUUGGCGACGAGAUCAAAUUCACGAACGUUCUUCCUGGUACAAAGUACGAGUUCUGGCUCUACUACAGCAACUCGACGCUCAACGACUGGCUCACGUGGACCGCCUCGAUAACUACAGCACCCGAUCCACCCUCGAAUCUCACGGUGACCGUUCGCAAUGGAAAAUCGGCUACCGUUUCUUGGGCUCCACCCGCGCAGGGAAAUUAUUCCGGAUUCCGACUGCGGGUUCAGAGUUUCAGUGACACGAGUAGUCCCAAGACAAGCCUUGUUCCGGCCGAUGUGGCCACCUAUACAUUUCAGGAUCUCAUACCCGGAGCUACAUAUUCUUUGCAGCUGUUUACCGUGCUCGAUGCGAACGAGAGCGUGGCCUACACGAGCAGGAACUUCACGACCAAGCCAAAUACACCGGGAAAGUUCAUCGUUUGGUUCCGAAACGAGACAACGCUUCUGGUGUUGUGGCAGCCGCCGUAUCCAGCCGGUAUAUACACCCACUACAAGGUGAGCAUCGAUCCACCGGAUGCGAUCGAGUCCGUUUUGUACGUCGAGAAGGAGGGCGAACCCCCGGGACCAGCGCAGGCUGCAUUCAAAGGCCUCGUUCCAGGAAGAGCCUACAACAUAUCGGUACAAACCGUGUCGGAGGACGAGACUUCGGCCCCAACGACCGCCCAAUAUCGAACAGUUCCGCUUCGCCCGUUGAACGUCACUUUCGAUAGAAGGUACCUGACUCCGACGUCUUUCCGAGUCCUCUGGGACUCCCAGAACGGGACGUCCGAGUUCGACAAGUACCAAGUGUCUCUGGCGACGAGGCGGCAGACUCCGGUCACCAGAAGCCGGGACGAUGAGAGAUGGCUCGAUUUCAAGGAUUUGGAGCCCGGAAAGACCUAUCAGGUGAUUGUAAAGACGGUGUCUGGCAAAGUCACCAGCUGGCCAGCGACCGGGGAUAUAACGUUGGAACCGUUACCUGUCAGAGAUCUCCGAGCUGUGACGGAUGAGCAGACCGGAAUGGUCGAGGUCUCCUGGACUCCAAACAACGCCAGCACUCAGGACAGCUACAAGCUUUCGUACGACGAAGUGGAAAGACUUACCGGCGAUACGACGUCUCUGACAGUCGAUAAAACGAAGGUAAAGGUGACGUUGGACGCGCUUCUUCCGGGUCGGAACUACUCGAUAAGUGUCCAGGCUAUGAGCAACAAGGCUGAAUCAGUUGAGUCGGUGAUAUACCAAGUGACCCGACCGGCCAGUCCGAUCAUCGAGGAUCUUAAAUCGAUCGAAAAGGGGCUGAACAUAUCUUGGAAGAGCGACGUAAACUCGCGUCAGGAGAAGUUCGAGGUUACUCACAACAGAAAUGACACCGGGGAGAGUACGACGACCUCGACUAUCGAGUCUCACAUCGAUCUAAAGGACUUGUUUCCGGGUGCAGGGUACGAAAUUCGGGUCGUCGCGAUCAGCCAUGGCCUCAGAAGUGAGCCCCACGUCCACUUUCAGGCUGUCCUCCCUCAUCCGCCGAAGAAUUUGAGCAUUGAGAAAGUGCGGAGGAACGGGGUCGUCGUACGGUGGGAGGCACCGACAGAUUCCAUGUUCACGGAAUUCGCCAUUCGUUAUCAAACCGAGGAUGAUACCACCUGGCAUGACGUGGCGAGCUUGAGCAAUACCGAAGCUGAAAUAGACGACAUGACACCCGGCGAACGGUACAUCAUCAGGGUAAACACGGUCAGCUUCGGGAUCGAGAGCUUGGAUUCGCUGCAAGUAAAUCAGACAAUUCAACCAAAUCCAGUACUAAACAUCACGCUGACUUCGGACUCUACCAAUGUUACCUUGGAAUGGCCGAGGCCAGAGGGCAGGAUAGAGACGUAUGUGAUAAGAUGGUGGUUGGUGAACGAUAGCGAUUCUAUUCGCACUAAGAACGUCACAGAGAGUACGGUUUCUGCUGCUGCUGCUGCUUCUGGUCCGAAGGAUGGUGUGCAAUUGAGGAAGGAACUGAUUGGCGAGUUGACACCAGGCAUGGAGUACUCGUUCUCGGUUUACACCGUGUCCUACAACCUGGUCAGCGACGUGACCAAUCUCACUACGAGAACAAUGCCGUUAAUCCAGUCCGAAGUCGUGGUUGUCAUCGACCAAGAUUACCCCGACUCAUUGACCCUCCUUUACACACCGACGCCAGUACAGUCGUCUCGUUUCGAUCUUUAUCGGUUCAGUAUCAGCGACUCGAACAACACCAUUAAAGAAAAAAUGGUUAACGAUACCGAGAACAAGGUGACAUUCAGCGGUUUGACACCGGGAAAAUUGUACAACGUAACUGCCUGGACGGUUAGCGAUAACGUCGAGAGUCAACCGCUACUCAGGCAGGACAGAUUAUUCCCUGAACGAGUGACGAGGAUACACGCGGUGAACAUAAACGAUACGAGGAUAACGUUGGAAUGGGAUGUGCCUCGAGGCGAAUACGACGCGUUCGAGGUGCAGUACAUAAGCACGGACGAAAGUCUGGAGGAGAGCCUGAUCCAAAACGUGACAAAUCGCAACUCGAUUACCAUAAACAAUCUGAGGCCUCAUCGCAAUUACACAUUCACGCUGGUCGUGAUAUCCGGAACCGAGUCGACCUUCUUGAGAAAAUCAAGUCCGGUAAGCGCCAGCUUUACAACGAGCGAAUCUUAUCCGGGAAAAGUCGAGGUGUUCCAACCUUCGAACGUCUCGCCAAGCGACAUCACCUUCGAGUGGUCCCUGCCGAGCCAGGAUCAGAAUGGAGUCAUUCGGAAGUUCAGCAUCACGUACGGACUGGAGGGCUCGACUCACACGCAAGUCAAGGACUUCAAACCGACCGAGUUGCAGGGCGUGAUCAAAUCGCUGAUACCAGGAAAGACGUACAUAUUUCGAAUCCAGGCGGAAACGAGGAUCGGCUUCGGGCCGGAGGUCGUUUGGAAACAAAAAAUGCCAAUUCUGGCGCCUCCGAAGCCUCCGACUCAGGUCGUACCCUCGGAGGUAUGCAGAAGCAGCACCACCAUCCAGAUACGUUUCAGGAAAAACUACUUCAGCGAACAGAACGGAGCUGUCACUUCCUACACCAUCAUCGUCGCCGAGGACGACAGCAAAAAUGCCUCCGGUCUGGAAAUGCCCAGCUGGAAAGACGUCCAAGGUUACAGCAUCUGGCCUCCGUAUCAGGUAAUGGAACCUUAUUACCCGUUCAAAAAUGGCUCCGUCGAGGACUUUACGAUCGGUGGAGAAAAUUGCGACGGUAAAACCGGCUACUGUAACGGCCCGUUGAAAUCUGGCUCGACGUACAAAGUAAAGGUCCGGGCAUUCACGGCUCCUGACAAGUUCACCGAUACCAGUUACAGUUUUCCCAUUCAGACAGGAUUACUAGUCGCAGACAAGGACAAUACGGCUAUCAUUGUCGGCGUUACGGUUCCAAUCGUUUUACUGCUGACAUUCUUAGGGCUCGGUCUGAUAAUAAGACGAAGGAGAAGUCAAGGUAGAAAAACGACGGAAACACGAGUUACCGACGAUCUAUCGUUGCCUGGAAGUGUAAUUGAGAUAAGCCGUCCAAUACGGGUGGAAAACUUCGCGGAUCACUAUCGAAUGAUGUCCGCGGAUUCCGAUUUCCGUUUCUCCGAGGAGUUUGAGGAGCUGAAACACGUCGGCAGAGAUCAGCCCUGCACGGCGGCCGAUCUACCUUGCAAUCGGCCGAAGAACCGCUUCACCAACAUCCUGCCUUACGAUCAUAGCAGGUUUAAACUGCAGCCAGUCGACGACGAGGAAGGUUCGGACUACAUAAACGCGAACUACGUGCCGGGUCACAACUCGCCGAGGGAGUUCAUCGUCACGCAAGGACCGCUGCAUUCGACGCGGGGCGACUUCUGGCGAAUGGUUUGGGAGAGCAAUAGUCAGGCAAUAGUGAUGCUGACGCGUUGCAUAGAGAAGGGAAGAGAGAAAUGCGAUCGUUACUUUCCCGAGGACACGCUUCCGGCAUACUACGACGAGAUUUGCGUCACUAUGCUGAACGAGUGGCAAUAUCCCGACUGGCGCAUAAGGAACUUCAUGUUGUGCAAGGGAAAAGUCGAGCGGGAAAUCCAGCACUUCCACUUCAUGACCUGGCCCGACUUCGGGGUUCCAAGCCCGCCGCAAACCUUGGCGAGAUUUGUGCGAGCUUUCAGGGAACGCGUUGGGCCCGAUCAGAGACCCAUCGUGGUUCACUGCAGCGCCGGGGUCGGCAGAAGCGGCACUUUCAUCACCUUGGACAGGAUACUGCAACAGAUUUUGGUAUCAGAUUACGUCGAUAUAUUCGGCAUUGUCUGCGCCAUGAGGAAGGAGAGGGUCUGGAUGGUGCAGACCGAGCAGCAGUACAUUUGUAUACAUCAGUGUUUGCUUGCUGUCUUGGAAGGGCAGGACAACAUCGGACCGAUUAGGGAAAUUCACGACAAUCAAGGAUUCGAAGGGAAGAACCGAAGCUCUGUUGAAAAUUCAAAGAAUCCAGCCGAGGCUGAGAAGGAAAGGUGACCUUCAGACUCUGGUCAUUCCUCCGACGAGGAUGACGAGGGCAUAGCUGAGUCGGGAAUGUAACGAGUUCGCCGAGCGGAUUGUUAUUUUUCCGUCAAAGAAAUCUCUCUUUUACGGUAUACCGCGGUUGGAUCAGCGAAAUGAAGAACGUCGAAGCGCGUCUCUUAGGGCACCCAAAGCCUGCUGUAAUAGGCCAGGGUCACGGUAGAAAAUAGUAAUUUAUUAUUAUAAAGAAAACUGCGUAGAUGUUUCAUCGGGCGAUGAGUUGAAACGAAGGAAAAUGACUGGUGAAAGAGGAAGCGUAAUAAAAGUGGAAGAAUUCGCAAACGUUGAUUAUGCUUUAGAUAUCGUCCGAUAUAGAGGUAUAUGUGAAUUCAGAAUUGAACAUAUCUGUGCUAUAUGUUGGCUGGUCCAAAUCAUUAUUCGUGUACAUAAAUUAUUAAUAUUUUUGUUGUUUUUAUUUCUCUAUUAAUAUCAAUAAUUAUAGAAUGAGUAUAUAUGUAAUCGAUUUUAGUUAUGUAUAUUGAUAAGUUUUAUAAUGUGUGACUUUGGACGAGUGCUGGAUAUUUAAAAGAUAAAAUGGAAAGGAGGAAAAAAAAAUUUAAUAUUCAUACUCGUAGAUGCAGCUUAUUCGGUUGUUACCUGUUUAUUGGCAGCUGAAUUUUUAUCUUUCGGCAACAGGUUUUGUUUCUUAUACUCAUUUCUCUCUCUCUCUCUCUCUCUUUCAAUUACACGGAAAUACGAACGUCGAGAAUCGCCAUUGACUAGGUAUCGCAUAAUACGGGGUAGAAUAAUUGUCUUAGCUGAGUUCAGAAUUCACGUAAUUUAAUAUGGUUCUAUUAUUAUAAUGAUACACAAUUACGAGUGAUAAUUAUAAGUAAUAUUUUCACAGCCUUUGCUUAAUGUCAUUGAUGGCUCGGAUAAAAAUUCGAUCUGUGAAAUCUUAAUGCCGCGAUAGUGAAAACCGGUGUGUAACGUAUUUUUUUUUUCACGAAUAUAGAUAGUGCAAAAAAUCGGCAUCGAACUGUUGUGGAAAAAUUUUAAUCCACGCGAUAUACCGAAUAUGCAACGUUCAAAAAAUUAAUUAAGAUCCGUCCAAGAGCCAUAUUAGACAAGCUAUGUAGAACGUAAGUAUUUAAAAAGUGUCGAGAAAGGUGAUUAAAGGAGAAGAGGGGUGAAAAAAAAAUAACAAUAAUAAUAAUCAACAAAAAGUUUUAGUAGAAAUUACAUUGUUUGAUUGAUACUCGCUCGAGAUAGAUAAGUCGGUGGGAACAAGAAACUCGCAUCUUCGUAGAAGCCAUAUCAUUUUUAUUGCAAGAAGAAAAAAAGUCAAGCGUAAUAAAUAUCACUGUCUGUUACUGUAAUGUAUAAAAAAAAUCGUAGAUAUACCUGUAUAUUACAGGCAUACAUAAAUCGCGGCAAUCGAAUUUAAAAGUCGAUGAAAUAUGAUGUUGUAAUAUCUACCGAUAGUGCAGUGCUUGCAUACAUCUACGGACGUACGUACUUAAUUUUUUACUCCAAUCACACGUCUCAUUUUUGAAGUAUAAAAUAGUCGAACACGUUGAAUCAUAGACUACCCGUCACCAAGCGGUGUACGUGUUUUUUUUUUUUGUUUUUUUGUUGUUUUUGCAGGCAGAACGGUUCGGGAUGUACUUACGUAUUUGAUUAUUAUGAUAUCGAGUUACCUUUUUACUACUGCGCAGGAUCUCAUUGUAUAGUAAUGAAAUAAGGAUAACAAGGACAUGCCUAGAUGCAAUUUAUUCGGCGUUUCAGACUGACGACGUUUAGAGAGAUUUUUGUACGCAAAUCACAACGGUAUCGUCACUGAAUUUUCUCCGCGCUUUCUCAGUCCCCGUUUUUACAAUUUGUUAUUUUCUGGUUAAAUGGACCACUGUAUAUACAUAUAUACGUUAUACAUGUACGAUAUAAUAUAAUACAAUAUACAUAUUAUUUGUAUGAUAUCGAUUGAAGGUAGUAAAAAUUGUGUAAUUUACCGAGAAAUUAUUAUUACCAUUUCGACCUGCCAUUUCGAGUGGUACACAGCGAUUAUAUAACGCUGAUUAUUACCACAGCUACGUUAUAGGUGCAUUUAAUAGUUUUACUAAACGCAAAACUCCGGCUCGCGAUAAAUUGCUGACCGUCACACAAACACGCGCGCACAUAUAUGCGUAAAAUGAACGUACUUGUACUUAAAAAUACUACACGUGGCGGGAAUUGAUUUCUCACGGUAAUAUUAAUUUUGCAAACACCGGGGUCCAAGUUUCGAACGCAACGACUAAAAACCACAUCGACCUCGUUCGCAAAAUUCAAUAGCAAAGAUAAUCUUGUUAACCAGUAUUAAAUCGUGGGUUAGGAGGUUAUUCCAAUGUUUAGCGCUAGGCCGAUAUACAUAAUUUCAUUGCACAUGUACAUUCAGCUUAGUACGUAUGUAAUUUGUAAGGAUUUAUUCGGAUUGAAAGAAUAUUAUGCGAAAAAAAGAAGUAGAAAAAAAAAAUUAGAUUAAUAUCAGUGGUGAAAUCUUGCUGCUAUUCACAAAAAAUAGAUGGAACAAUGCAAGAAUAAAAAAAAAAAAAACUUUUUUAUACAUCGGACAAAACUGAGGAACGAUUUAAAAGGUCGAUAAAUAGUCUACUCGAUUUAACUCAAUUGCAAAUCACGCUCACGGCGCUUCUGUCACGAGUCUCACGAAUCAGGAUGAGGAUUUGCGAAAGGCAAGAUUUUAAACUGGAAACUUUGAGUUUUGGCGAAUUGAUCAUUAAUCAUCUCGUGAUGUCAAAGUCUGUGAAACGCCUUCCGAGCAUUGGAUUAUGACAGAGAAAAUUCAAUUGCAAAAAUUCAUUCGCUAUUUACCCAUGCGAAAUACGAACUGCAUGUGACUCUUGUAUUUGCGAAGCGCCCAAAGUGUAACGCAUCCAUGAUAUUAAACACGCUGAUAUUCGUAUUGUAAUUUAUAAUAAUAUUAUUAGAUUAUUUAGAAUUAGAAAUAUAUUUGUUAUUAAUUGAUUUAUGAUUUAUUAUAAUAACUAGGGUAUUUUAUGUUAUUCUGUGAUAAAGUUUAGCUCUCGAUCAACAUAAACAUGUGAGAUUAUAUGCAACGUAUAAAUGUGUGUUAAUUCGUUAUAAUACUUUCGGUUUAUAGGAAUGUGUACGUGUAAAAUUUGUGCAGCUCAUCAUACAAUUGCAUAAUUAUGUCCUGAAAAUAGAACUCCUGUCACCUACAACGAGUGAGAUUCUCUGUGGGGAAAAUCGCUUGUCUGGACAUGCAAGUUUUUUGUUAAAUUUUUUUAUCUCUAUCAUUUGAGUUCGAUUGUUUCUCUACAUGUUGAUCUUCUAGAGAUGUAAUAAUAAUAAUAAUAACAAUACCAAUAAUACCAAUAAUAAUAAUAUUAACAAUAAUAUAGUAUUAAUAAUAAGCAACUAGCACGCCAGCUCAAAUCAUCUCAAAAUGUGCUUUUGGCAAAAUUGUAUGUCGAUUUUAAAUAAUUGUACUUAAAAGAAAAAAGGGUAAAGGAGAGUAGAGAAGCGACGAGAAGAAAAAAAUAGCAAAAUUUCAUUCUGGAAAGACUUUUGGAAUGUGAAAACAGUGCUCGGUUUGUUAAAAUAUUGAUUAUAUUGUCAAUGUGAAUAGAGCACUUGUAAUUUUUUGUAGAAAUUUUGUUUUAUAUCUGGUACAUUACCUCCUGCACGAUCACUCUUGGCUACAUAUCCGGAUACGUGUAGAUGUAAUAACGAUGAUCGACAGCGCAUCGCGUGUAUUAUGGAUAUGAGUAACGUCAUAUAUCUAUAUAUAUAUAUAUAUACAUGCAUAGGUACAUAGGUACACGUAUACGUAAGAUGUAACUGUUGCUAAAUUUUAUAAAUCUUAAAUAUCAUUGUAUGUUUGUAACCGUUAUUAUAACCAUAUAAAGCUAUAGGGAAUGCAAAUGGCGUUUAGUAUGGUCGAUACGUAUAUUUGAUAAGGAUUUUAAAUGUACUCGAAUAAAUUAGGCCUUUAAGUGGCACAUACUCCGAAGGCUGAAAUAAGCUAGGCUACACCACCCGCAAAAGAACGAGACUCGAAGCGCCGAAGCAGUUUACUGAUUUUACAGUGUCAUUCCUCAUCAAAUUGCUUCAAGAUAUUUUACCGGCAGGCGGGUGAGUAACAAGUAGACUUCAGCCUUGUCAAUUAUAAAUAAUAAAAUCCCAAUAAUUAUUGUGAAUCCUUUCCGUGAUUAGUGAUAAUUAUAUGAUGAAGGAAGCUCCGAAUAAAUCAUCAUCGAUAUUA